AUGAAUACCCAAAACUUUAAAACGGCAGUUCUGCAUAAAGAUAGCUAUAUUGAUAAAUCAUUACUCAUCAAAGAAAUUUUAAAAACUAGUUCCACCAAUAUAGUCAUCUCAUGUCCACAAAAAUGGGGGAAAACACUUAAUAUGGAUAUGAUAAAAACUUUUUUCAACCCAAGAAAUGAUGAUGCUGGGUAUUUUAAAAAUUUGUACUUGUUCACUGGUGGAAAAGAUAAUGUUAAGUUCAAAUUGGACAAAACAAAAUGCUUAAAAAUAAUAACUGAAGAUAAUGGUUAUUAUUAG
Molecule: messenger RNA, 297 nt
Organism: Blepharisma stoltei
Lineage: Eukaryota; Ciliophora; Heterotrichea; Heterotrichida; Blepharismidae
Source: the annotation of a GenBank genome assembly